AUGGAGCGGCGGCGGCUGUCUCAUAGUGAUGAUGGCGCGCUGCCAUACCAUGCAAAGCGACGCAAAACUGGCUUCCAGCAGAUUGAGGAUGAAUGUAUACGCGAACGUUACACAGUCGCUUGGAUUUGCGCAUUGCAUAUCGAAAUGGCUGCAGCCCGUGCCAUGCUCGACGAGGAGCACGAUAACUGUCCACGGCAAGCUAACGACAUGAAUUCUUACGUGCUCGGGAGCAUUAAAAACCACAACGUGGUUAUAGCUUGCCUACCGACUGAACAGUAUGGGACGAAUAAUGCUGCGAGUGUUCUGAGUAAUAUGAGAAGGACGUUCCCGAACAUUGAGAUUGGCUUGAUGGUAGGCAUAGGCGGUGGAGUGCCACGCAAAUCGGAUAUAAGACUUGGCGAUAUUGUGGUGGGUGUCAGGGUCAUGCAGUAUGAUCUUGGAAAGACCCUCGACGGCGGGUUCCAACGGACAGGAGUUCCCAAGAUACCCGACUCUACUAUCCGCACAGUCAUCUCAAAUCUGAGAUCUCAACAUGAGCUCAGUGGGAGCAGAGUCCCUUCGAUAUUGAGGGAGAAGAUGGGCAGCUACGCCGCCUAUUCUCGCCCAAACGAGCCAGAUCGCCUUUUUCUUGCAUCGUAUCAUCAUGACGCUUCCGUCUCAUCGUGUGACGAGUGUGACUCGUCCAAGCUAGAGAAAAGAAAGAUGCGGUUAUCCAUUGAUCCAGUUAUUUACUAUGGUGGCAUCGCCUCAGCCAACACAGUUAUGAAAGACUCGACUAUUCGCGAUGAGAUUGCCCGAGAGCUAGACGUGCUUUGCUUUGAGAUGGAGGCUGCUGGUUUGAUGGAUAUCAUGCCUUGCCUGCCAAUUCGUGGUAUCUGCGACUAUUCAGACUCCCAUAAAGCGAAGAACUGGCAGCGAUAUGCCGCUGCAACUGCAGCAGCGUAUGCAUAUGAAUUUUUGGAGAUGUGGAAAGGAGACCCUAAAUCAUUAUAUGUCGGCUCCACUCACCCUGAGAGCGCGUAUUCAGAAACCUGCCGUUGGUUCCUCGGACAUCCCGAUUAUCUUUCUUGGGUUGACCCGCAGCAGUUAUUGCAGCAUCAUGGCUUCCUGUGGAUCAGAGGAAAACCUGGUGCUGGAAAAUCUACCCUUAUGAAGUUCCUAUAUUCAGCGUCGAAGAUUAAAGACCGGAGGCAUCAGAGUCUGACUGCUUCGUUCUUCUUCAAUGCUCGGGGUGAGCUAUUAGAGAAGACUGUCGCAGGGAUGUACAGAUCCCUGCUAUUGCAACUGUUCGAGGCGUAUCCAGAUCUCCAAUGUGUCUUGGACGAUACAGAGCUUCUCCCUGGAGGUAAAAGUGGCUGCCCGUCUUUGAACGGCCUCAAAGACCUUUUGCACGCUGCUGUCAUCAAGCUUGGACAAAGAUCCCUUACAUGCUUUAUUGAUGCUCUUGACGAGUGCGACGAGCAACAAGUAAUGGACCUAGUCGAAUACUUUGAAGACCUAGCAGAGAAAUGCACAGAGGAAAAGGUGUCUCUUCAUGUCUGUUUCUCUAGUCGUCAUUAUCCCUACAUCGACAUAAAAUUCGGCAUUCGUACUGUUCUAGAGGGGCAGGCCGGGCAUACCAGCGACCUCGAGCGUUUUAUCAAGACUCAUCUUCGAAUCAAAGACAGAUCACUCCUGGCAGAGCUCCAGGAGAAAAUGCUUCAGAAAGCAGCUGGCAUUUUUCUUUGGGUUGUUCUAGUGGUCAAUAUAUUGAACAAAGAGAAUUGCCGUGGACGCCUGGCUAUGAAGAGAAGACUCGAAGAGGUCCCCAGUGGCUUGAGCGACCUGUUCAAAGACCUGCUGAGAAGAGACGCUGCCAAUAUGGAGGAAUUCCAACUGUCUGUUCUUUGGAUUCUACUAAGCGAACGGCCAUUAAGCCCGGAGGAAUACUAUCACGCAGUCUGGUCGGGUUUAUCCCUCGAAGGACUAGCAGAUCUUGAUGCCCCGGAAGUUAGCACAGAAGACUCCGAAGAUUGCUUUGAUAGAUGUGUUAUCAGCUCAUCUAAGGGCUUGGCCGAGAUCACAAUAGUCAAACAACCAAGAGUUCAAUUCAUACACGAGUCUAUUCGUGACUUCCUUAUCAAAGACAAGGGCCUUCAGGAGCUUUGGCCAGAACUUGGACCGAAUUGGGAGAGUGUGGGACAUAACAAGCUAAAGCUAUGCUGCUAUUCCUACUUUGAACUUGUUACCACAAAACAACAGAUCAAAGCCUGCCCUUCUGUCAAUGAUAGCUUUAAGCUAGAGACUGAGAUUUACCCCUUUUUCGAAUAUGCUAGCAAAUUUGUUCUAUACCACGCUGACAUUGCGGCAAAUACUGCUGAUCAGCAACCAUUCCUGGAGAACUUUCAAACUUCUAUCUGGAAGCGGGUCAUCAACGCGUUCGAGCAGUAUCAGGCCGAGGGAUAUCCACAAAGUGCUGGAUUACUAUAUGUACUUGCUGACAGAGGGCAUUCAUCACUAAUACGGACGCGGCUAAAAACGGACCCCGUUAAUGACACAUUUCCAAUCGGGAAUAGAUAUGUAUACCCACUCAUAGCGGCCUUGGCCAAAGGGAAUAAGGAUAGCGCAGCUGCCCUCUUGGGACUCGCUUCACAUGAUCAAGAUGGUAUCACAAAUGCUAAAAGCUUGCUAGAUGCUAGAGGUUCAACUACCGACUUCUAUUCUUGGGCUUGUGAACAGGAGGACUUGGAGAUCGUAAGACUUCUAGAAAAAAGAAGGGCUCAAUGGAGAGAUGAGAAUGAACGGGAAGGGCAUCCGCUGAAGCUCGCAUCGAGGAAAUGGCACGAUGUGAUAGCACGGUGGUUGAUAGACCGCGGAGGGGAGCGCAUAUUCACGAUAGUGCCAUCUAGAUAGCGUCGACAAAUG
Fusarium oxysporum Fo47 is the source of this 2904-nucleotide messenger RNA. RefSeq lists its product as uncharacterized. The record is from RefSeq and is a predicted model, not a curated record. The transcript has 2 exons. Bases 1 to 2892 code for a protein of 963 amino acids. Gene Ontology annotation, biological process: nucleoside metabolic process. NCBI's taxonomy places the organism in Eukaryota, Fungi, Ascomycota, Sordariomycetes, Hypocreales, Nectriaceae. Gene Ontology annotation, molecular function: catalytic activity.